Molecule: messenger RNA, 725 nt
Organism: Xenia sp. Carnegie-2017
Lineage: Eukaryota; Metazoa; Cnidaria; Anthozoa; Malacalcyonacea; Xeniidae
Product: THAP domain-containing protein 5-like
Exons: 5
Coding region: 1-570 (189 amino acids)
Source: RefSeq, a predicted model, not a curated record
AUGCCAGAUCGAUGUAAGCGAAGCCAAGUUUGGAGAAAGCGAUGGGUCAACUUUGGGAAAGCUACUUGCGAUAAGUGGGUCCCCACAAAGAAUUCCGCAGUUUGCUCGGAACACUUCACAAAAGAUUCGUUUUCUCGGCAAUUCGGCUCGUUUUUUGAAUCAGAAAGCAAGUUUGCACCUCGACUCAUUCGAGACGAAUUCGGAAUCGUUGCUUACCCGAGCAUUUAUCCUCGAAAAGAUGACAAUGAACUUACAACAAGAGAUCGCCGAAUGAUGAAAAGAAAGUGGAUGUCUGAUUAUAAAAGAGAGGUUAAAUCAGAAAAUAUUCCCAGUACAAGUAGCGAACCUCAAGAGCAAAUAAAAGAAACAACUUGUGAUAAGCCUGUAUUAGAGAAGGAAGUAGCUGUGCAAUGUAAAUUACAAUGCCAAAAUUGUUUAAAACUUGAAAAUAAGAAACGUCGUUACAGGAACUUAUAUCUUGGGGCAAAGCAUAAGCUUCAGUGUAGCAGAACAUAUGCAAGCAGUUCUAAUAUGGAUAUACUUGUAGCGGGUAAGUGUUUUUUAAGAUGAUGCGCCUGUUAAUUUUAUUUCAUGUAUGAUUGUAGGUCAAGAGAAGAUUUGCCAACGUAAUAGGUUCAGCCAUGUUUAAUAACCUCAAUUUCUACAAUACUACCAAAUGAGUAUGACAACAACAGCAGCAAUGAAGAAUCAUCAACUACUAGCAA